AUGACUGGUCCGUCAAUCCAAGAUCGAACCAGCGAGUUCAGCGCUAUUCUGGGUCAAGCCCAGAAGCGCAUGGGCACAUCCAAAGUCGGUUCACAACGCCAGGCAUUAUUGACAGACGCGCAAAGGCGACAAGCAAAUGCAUCACCGCAAGGCGCUGCGCAGGAGGCCAAGGUGGCCCGAUCGGAGUUUGCGCGGAGAGCUCGUGAUAUUGGAAGGGGCAUUACAGGAACAAUGGCAAAAUUGCAGCGAUUGGCCGAACUGGCGAAGCGGAAAUCACUUUUCGAUGAUCGACCCGUCGAAAUAUCCGAAUUGACAUAUGUGAUUAAGCAAGAUCUUGCCGGACUCAACCAGAGCAUUGCCUCGUUGCAAGCCCUCACCCACGCGCAGCAUCCGAAGUCGAAUCGCUCCAAGACAGAUCAAGAGGGUGAACACAAUGAUAACGUCGUUGUUAUGCUGCAAGGAAAGCUGGCCGAUGUAGGCGCCAGCUUCAAGGAAGUGCUCGAGGUCCGCACGAAGAAUAUCCAAGCCUCGCGAACACGAACCGAGAACUUCGUUUCCUCGCCUUCGAAUCCUUCACCCCUCGGGCGCCCAUCUUUCCAAUCAGACCAACAGUUAAUGGUUAUGGAAGAAGGAGAGUCCAGCAACACAUAUGUUCAGGCACGAGGCGAAGCCAUUGAAGCCAUUGAACGAACCAUUAGUGAAUUGGGUGGUAUCUUUGGCCAGCUGGCACAGAUGGUCAGCGAACAGUCAGAAAUGAUCCAACGCAUUGACGCCAACACUGAGGAUGUUGUGGACAACGUCCAAGGUGCCCAGCGUGAACUGAUGAAAUAUUGGACGCGUGUGUCCGGCAAUCGCUGGCUCGUUGCUAAGAUGUUCGGUGUCCUGAUGAUCUUCUUCCUUCUCUGGGUCUUGAUUUCGUGA
Penicillium brevicompactum is the source of this 921-nucleotide messenger RNA. RefSeq names its product t-SNARE syntaxin. The record is from RefSeq and is a predicted model, not a curated record. Gene Ontology annotation, molecular function: SNAP receptor activity; SNARE binding. Gene Ontology annotation, cellular component: SNARE complex; Golgi membrane; endomembrane system. NCBI's taxonomy places the organism in Eukaryota, Fungi, Ascomycota, Eurotiomycetes, Eurotiales, Aspergillaceae. Bases 1 to 921 code for a protein of 306 amino acids. Gene Ontology annotation, biological process: vesicle fusion; intracellular protein transport; endoplasmic reticulum to Golgi vesicle-mediated transport. The transcript is spliced from 5 exons.